Molecule: messenger RNA, 717 nt
Organism: Penaeus monodon (black tiger shrimp)
Lineage: Eukaryota; Metazoa; Arthropoda; Malacostraca; Decapoda; Penaeidae
Exons: 1
Coding region: 1-717 (238 amino acids)
Source: RefSeq, a predicted model, not a curated record
AUGUUCCAACAACCAAAACAAAGUCAAAGCCAGUGCCAACAAAACAAAGUCAAAGCCAGUGCCAACAAAAGCAAAGUCAAAGCCAGUGCCAACAAAAGCAAAGUCAAAGCCAGUGCCAACAAAAACAAAGUCAAAGCCAGUGCCAACAAAAACAAAGUCAAAGCCAGUGCCAACAAAAACAAAGUCAAAGCCAGUGCCAACAAAAACAAAGUCAAAGCCAGUGCCAACAAAAACAAAGUCAAAGCCAGUGCCAACAAAAACAAAGUCAAAGCCAGUGCAACAAAAACAAAGUCAAAGCCAGUGCCAACAAAAACAAAGUCAAAGCCAGUGCCAACAAGAACAAAGUCAAAGCCAGUGCCAACAAAAACAAAGUCAAAGCCAGUGCCAACAAAAACAAAGUCAAAGCCAGUGCCAACAAAAACAAAGUCAAAGCCAGUGCCAACUACAACGGUCCAUCGUCGGCCAAAACCCUUGCCAACCACAAAGCCAAUGCAAUUAUCAUCCAUAAACUUUAAAAAUCGAGGCCACUGCCAACAGGAGCAAAACGGAGACCACUACACACAAAGCUACAAACAUCAAAACCAAAACCAAGGUCGACAAAGGAGCCCAAACAACAGGAACAGUGACAACAACAACAACAUGUGGGAUCGAGCCAGGGACACCCAGCUCUCCCUCGGGAUUUCAAUAUUACCAGUUUACAGUUUACAAAAUCAAUGA